Boeremia exigua is the source of this 1150-nucleotide messenger RNA. Its product is annotated as thioesterase-like superfamily-domain-containing protein. The transcript has 5 exons. Gene Ontology annotation, molecular function: fatty acyl-CoA hydrolase activity. Bases 87 to 950 code for a protein of 287 amino acids. Lineage: Eukaryota; Fungi; Ascomycota; Dothideomycetes; Pleosporales; Didymellaceae. The record is from RefSeq and is a predicted model, not a curated record.
CGCGGAACCUCGACUUGCCAAAGCUCACGUCUUGCACUGCACUCGGCGGGUUCUACAUUCUCUGUACUCAAUUGCACCUUGUGACCAUGCGCCCCCUCACGACACGCACAGCGCACUUCUGUGCUUCAGCGAUCCCGCUCGCGCAACGCAGCCAGUCCCUCGCUCGCCCGCUGCAUCACCGCUUCUCCAGCUCCAAGACCCCGGCCACCGAGAAGCUGUCGCCGCGCUGGCUGUCAGACGUCCGCGCGCGCAUCGGGAAGUGCAUCAUGUUUGGCAUCAACGACGCGCAGACGAGCGAGGCGGGGUCUAUACUGCAAGAAGUGACGAGCGACUGGCGCGAGCUGCUUGCGGGGAGCGAGGGCUUCUUGACGGGGCAGGAAUACAGAGGGUUGUAUAGGCAGGAAGUAGUAUGGGGCGAGAUGGACAGUAUGGGCCAUGUGAACAACGUCAUGUACAAUCGCUACGCGGAGUCGGCGCGCGUCAACUGGACGCUCAACUUUGCUGCGCAGGACCCAGCGCACAAGAAGGCAUGGCUGGAGUUGAUGUCGCCCAAGAGCAUCGGUUUGAUCUUGAGGAGCAUCAAGACGGACUACAAAUUCCCGAUGAAGUGGCCUGAUAGGGUGACUGUGCUGCACAAACUUAGGAAUAAGCCGGAGCAGGGCACCGACCAUUUCAUCCUGGACGUCGUGAUCCUAUCGGAGGCGCAUCGCCGGGCGGCGGCACGCUGUAUCGAGGACAUUGUAGUCUAUGACUACAGAUCAGCGAAGAAGUCUCCACUGCCGCCCUUUAUGAUCGACAAGUUCAAGAAGAUAUUUGAGCUGCAGGAGCAGGCAAAGGAGGGGAACAGUGCUAGGGUGCGGCAACUGCUGGCCCGCGUGCGGGACCUGGAGAAGGGCAGCUGGGACAGAGCAGAUGCAGUUGAAGACCUCGGUAGUGCAGCGAAGCCAUAAGCAGCAAGCCGCAAUCGUGAGAUGAGCAGUUCUUCGCACCGGGCUGCGUGGCGUGAUCCUUUCCGCGGUGAUCGACUUGGCCGCCUACUCGUUCUGUGUUUCAUCGUGGCCUUUUCGAGAGAUCUGCACGACCGUUGCGCGCGUGACCGUGCGAGUUUCCUCAUCUGUUUGUCGCACGGCAUGCUGAUUGGCGUGGUCGC